AUGCCCAGCCCCAUACCCUACCCGCCCUGCUGCGUGGUAUUCGUAUAUGCUGGCGAUGGCGAAUCUCUUGCGCAAGCCGCGCGAUCCAGUGAGUGGACGCACGUCCACGCCCUGGCUGGGCGAGGGAUUUCUGGCGUGCUCCUGCUCAAAGAUGCCGGCCAGCACACCGUGCUAACCUGCGAGUCCCUUGUCACUCAGUUCCUGGGCACGGAAGCAGCUGAAGGCGACAUUGCUGCCAGAUUCAAGAACCUGCGGCCGGUCUGCCUGGCGGACUCCGCCUCGGUCUGCGCCACCGCCGCUGGCAGCGGGUGCCUCAUCCAGCGGCUGGCCGCCGGCACCGCGCCGCAGGACGCGGCUGCGCUGGCAUCGCGGAACCUGGCCAAGGGCGCGCCAGCCGUCUUCCUGGCGGUGACCGACCCGGCGGCGGCAGGCGAAGGCGCCGCGCCAGCCAGCGCGUGGAGUGCUGCGCUGGCCUGGGUCCAGGCCUUCCUGGAGGCCGGGGCCCUGGAGGGCACACUGCUCACGAUCGUCUUUGCGGUGGAGGCGCCGCUGCCGGCGCCGCUGGCCUGCCGUGUUGCAGAGGCGGGCGGCGCGCAGCCGAUGCUCGCCCCCGCUGGCCCCGACUUCCCCCCCUUGCCCCGGCCCUGGCAGAGCUUCCAGGCGAGUGGGCCGACGGGGUUGGUCGACGUCAGCAGGGCAUGCGUGGGGCUGACCCUGCAGCACCUCCCAGGCGUCACCAGGUGUGAUCUGAUGGAGAGCUUCCAGCCGGAGGCCAUCUGCCAAAAGGGCGGGGCAGGCAUGAUCCUGGCGGAGAGCUUGUUGGCCGAGCUGGCGUUUAAGAUCGGGCAUGCACCCAAGUACGGGGCGUAG
This is a messenger RNA of Auxenochlorella protothecoides, 870 nucleotides long. RefSeq lists its product as hypothetical. The transcript is spliced from 3 exons. Lineage: Eukaryota; Viridiplantae; Chlorophyta; Trebouxiophyceae; Chlorellales; Chlorellaceae. The record is from RefSeq and is a predicted model, not a curated record. The coding region runs from base 1 to 870 and encodes 289 amino acids.